AUCAUGGAAAAGUCCUUGGCAGAGUUCCACAAGGCCGGCUCGCAGUCCACGACGUCGCUUCCACCCGAGCCGGUGGACAUCGUCCGUAGCAAGUCAUGCUUCAGGAGGGUCCGCCUCAACGUGGGCGGCCUCCCGCACGAGGUCCUGUGGCGAACGCUGGACAGGCUCCCGCGGACGCGUCUGGGCAAGCUGCAAGAUUGCAGCAGUCACGAGUCUCUGAUGGAAGUGUGCGAUGACUACAACCCGGACGAGAACGAGUUCUUCUUCGACCGCCACCCGGGCGCCUUCACGUCCAUCCUCAACUUCUACCGCACGGGGAAGCUGCACAUGAUGGAGGAGAUGUGCGCCCUGUCCUUCAGUCAAGAACUCGACUACUGGGGCAUCGACGAGAUCUACCUGGAGUCCUGUUGCCAGGCCAGGUACCACCAGAAGAAGGAGCAGAUGAACGAGGAGCUGAAAAGGGAAGCGGAUAAUAUAAAGGACCGAGAGGGGGAAGAAUUCGACAACACGUGCUGUGCGGAGAAACGCAAGAAACUGUGGGACCUGCUGGAGAAGCCCAGCUCGUCUGUUGCUGCAAAGAUCCUGGCUAUCAUCUCCAUUCUCUUCAUCGUGUUGUCCACCAUCGCUUUGUCUCUCAACACUCUACCGGAACUGCAGGACACAGAUGAGUACGGCCACUUCACCGACAACCCCAAGUUGGCUCACGUGGAAGCGGUGUGCAUUGCAUGGUUCACCAUGGAGUACCUGCUCCGCUUCCUUUCCUCUCCCAACAAAUGGAAGUUCUUCAAGGGUCCUUUGAACGUCAUCGAUCUACUGGCCAUCCUGCCGUACUACGUCACCAUCUUCUUGACGGAAUCUAACAAGAGCGUGUUGCAGUUUCAGAACGUCCGUCGUGUAGUUCAGAUAUUCCGGAUCAUGCGAAUCCUGCGCAUUCUCAAGCUUGCCCGUCAUUCCACAGGACUUCAGUCUCUGGGCUUCACCCUGAGGAGAAGCUACAAUGAGCUGGGCCUACUUAUUCUUUUUCUUGCCAUGGGUAUCAUGAUCUUCUCCAGUCUCGUGUUCUUCGCCGAGAAGGAUGAGGAGGACACAAAGUUCAAAAGCAUUCCAGCUUCUUUCUGGUGGGCAACUAUAACCAUGACCACCGUAGGCUAUGGAGACAUCUACCCGAAAACUCUACUUGGUAAGAUAGUCGGGGGUUUAUGCUGCAUAGCAGGAGUACUGGUAAUAGCGCUCCCUAUUCCCAUUAUUGUAAACAACUUCUCAGAAUUCUACAAGGAGCAAAAGAGACAGGAAAAAGCACUUAAACGUAGAGAGGCCCUUGAGAGGGCAAAGAGAAAUGGUAGCAUUGUUUCCAUGAACUUGAAGGAGGCUUUUGCCCGUAGUGCAGAACUGAUGGAUGUGGUGGUGGAAAAGAAUGCUAGACCUCAUGAUAACCACCUCUCACCGGGCCGUUGGAAAUGGACUCCAAAGAGAGCCGUUUCGGAAACGAGCUCCAAUCGUUCUUUCAACGUCCAGGACUCUCCGAACAAGGGCCGAAGCAGCAGCCCCCAAAACUUAAAUGUUCAGAAGCUGGAGGAGAUGUACACCCAAAUGGCCAAGACGCAGUCACAACCAAACCUCAAUGCUAAAGGUUCCAGGGUUGGAAAACAAAGGGACGAGAUAGAGCUAGGAGCCAUACAGGAUCAUGGUCAAUCAGUGCUGGGAACCACAGACGGGGUGAGCGACAUGAAAAGUUUGUCCAGUCUUGACAGCUACAUCAGUUGUGCUACAGACUUUCAGGAGAAUCCACGCUUCCCUCAGGGUACAACAAUGGACCUUUGCUAUGGUGAAAGCAACCGGUUCUCAUAUAAUCCAGCUGUAGCUUUUCCUCAUCACUCUUUGGCGAAACCAGGCCAACAAAGCACCGCUGCACCUAUGUUGACUCCCAUCCCCGUUCCUAAACCCUCAUGCUCAGAAAAUGCAAGAAGAUUCUUAUUCUCUGGCAAAGCCUCCAAAAGUCUUUUCUCCAAAGGAGGCUGUCGGAAUGAGAUGGAUCCCGGACCAUCGGCAUUCUCAGACAGCUCCAUCCUGGCCGACCACUCUCUGUUGAGCCCUGAAGUUUCGGUCUACACCACAGCCAGCAGCAGGACCCCACCAAAGUCCCCGGAGAGCGCCACCCUGGCUCCUGCAGUCUUCACCUUCCACGACUCUUCCAUAAGUAAAUACAUUGACGCCGACACGGAUGACGACGAACACCUGCGUGACAUCUCCGACGCCAGCCCCACGGAUUGCCUGCUGAUCGGCUCCAGCCCCAAACGCGGCAUCAACAUCAACUACCAGAGAGCCACCAACCACUUGGAAGCAGCUCAUAAAAUGCUUGGACAAAACUGUCUUUUUCCCCGGGAAGGAAUUUGCGGGGUUCCCCACGAGAAUCACGUUGGUCCAGAAAUAGGACGUAGACAAAAGGGGGAAAGGGGCCGCCAAAAUACUUUGGACAAAAGCUACUGA
Messenger RNA from Syngnathus typhle (broad-nosed pipefish), 2487 nucleotides. It is a transcript of the gene kcnb1, whose product is annotated as potassium voltage-gated channel, Shab-related subfamily, member 1. Bases 4 to 2487 code for a protein of 827 amino acids. Gene Ontology annotation, molecular function: delayed rectifier potassium channel activity; protein binding. NCBI's taxonomy places the organism in Eukaryota, Metazoa, Chordata, Actinopteri, Syngnathiformes, Syngnathidae. Gene Ontology annotation, biological process: protein homooligomerization; potassium ion transmembrane transport. The transcript is spliced from 2 exons. Gene Ontology annotation, cellular component: voltage-gated potassium channel complex; membrane. The record is from RefSeq and is a predicted model, not a curated record.